Messenger RNA from Neltuma alba, 990 nucleotides. RefSeq lists its product as uncharacterized. Bases 252 to 806 code for a protein of 184 amino acids. The transcript has a single exon. Lineage: Eukaryota; Viridiplantae; Streptophyta; Magnoliopsida; Fabales; Fabaceae. The record is from RefSeq and is a predicted model, not a curated record.
CUUGAUUCGCUGACACACGCAAGCAAAGAUUUUUCCCAAACAAUGAAUAUGAUAAAAGCAACUCAUGGCGUAAUUCAAAUGGGAAUAAUUACGAUAUUUACACGCUUUUCUCUCUUUACCAACCUCACCCUCCAGGGCCGUGACCCCCCAUCUACGUCUUUCUUUUCAACUUUCAAUAUUCUCGAGCCCAUUAACAAAGUAAUCAAGUAUUACGCCUGAGACGAAAGAUUCCCAGAGCGGUCGCCAACAAGAUGAUGGGUCUUGCGAUUUCGCAGAAGCCUGCAAGCGGGGGCUUCGAUCUCAUGCAGAACUGCGAUCUUCCUCCGCCAUCCAAGGUUUUCAAGGGCUCAGAUAAUACGGUGAUGCUCUCCAUGAACCAUAGGGCCCCUAACAUUUUGGUCAGACGAGAAUAUACCGGCGAAUUAGUCAAUAACGGUAAUGAUGGUGACGCGAAGGGCGAUGUCCUGGAGGUUAUGAAGGCGCUGCGAUCAUCGCAAACGCGGGCGAGAGAGGCAGAAAAGAAAUCUGCGAGUUUGAUCAGAGAGAGGGACUGUCUUUCCAAUGCUUUAAUGAAGGAGGCCAUGCAAAUAUACGCCUACCGGCAGCAGGUGAGAUUGCUUGAGUUUCAAGUUUCAAACCUGCAACGAAAAAUUUUUCUUGGAUUUGCCACAUCCGACGAAGAUGAAGGGUCCUCCAAGGAAGACGAUGAUGAAGAAGAAAGGGUGAGUCUGGUAUGGAUUCUGGCUUUGGCUCUUUCUUGGGGAAUUGGAGUGGGCACAGCAAUUGCUUGUAGAUACUUUUUGUGACUUGACAUAUCAAAAUCAUUUCAAAUAUACGAUUUUCCAGCUUUUAACUAUGCAAAUAUAAAGUCACUGAAAGAAUCGAGUUUAAAGGUGUAAUUCGUUAAAUUGAGGCAAGGAAUCUGCUUUAUUUUGAGCUGAACGUAAUUUGUGAUCCUGGUAUUUACAGCCAGAAAGGAAUUAUAUAAAA